AAAAAGCUGCAAGAUAACGUAAUUUAGGUCUUUAUAAAGAGCAGCAGCAGAGCUGAGGAGGCACCACAGUUUAGGACGCAGCCAUGAAGUUCUUCAUUCUCCUAGCCCUUUGUGCUGCAGCAUAUGCUGCUCCUCUUGAGGAUGACAAGAUCGUUGGGGGUUACGAGUGCAGGAAGAACUCUGUGCCCUACCAGGUGUCUCUGAAUGUGGGAUACCACUUCUGUGGAGGCUCCCUGAUCUCCAGUACCUGGGUGGUGUCUGCUGCUCACUGCUACCAGUCUCGUAUCCAGGUGCGUCUUGGUGAGCACAACAUUGCUGUGAAUGAGGGAACCGAGCAGUUCAUCGACUCCGUCAAGAUCAUCCGCCACCCCAGCUACAGCAGCUGGAACCUGGACAAUGACAUCAUGCUGAUCAAGCUGAGCACGCCCGCCAGCCUGAACAGCUAUGUGAGCACCGUGUCUCUGCCCUCCAGCUGUGCUGCUGCCGGCACCUCCUGCCUGAUCUCCGGAUGGGGAAACACCAGCGCCAGUGGAAGCAACUACCCCGACCGCCUGAUGUGCCUUGAUGCCCCCAUCCUGAGUGACACCAACUGCAGGAACUCCUACCCCGGCGAGAUCACCUCCAACAUGUUCUGUGCCGGUUUCCUCGAGGGAGGAAAGGACUCCUGCCAGGGUGACUCCGGUGGCCCCGUGGUGUGCAACAACCAGUUGCAGGGCAUCGUGUCCUGGGGUUAUGGCUGUGCCCAGAAGAACAGACCGGGAGUCUACACCAAGGUCUGCAAUUACAACACCUGGAUCCGCAACACCAUGUCCUCCAACUAAAGUCACUCUGAAAGAAACCGACUAAAAAUUAAAAGAAUGAAUAAAAUGUUUUGACCUCUUGACCUUCAUGAGGCAAAGGAGAAAAGACCAUUUCUAGAUUCUUUAGUAAUUAAGUUUGCCCCAUUUUGUUUUUUAUUGUCCUCAUUCAAAGGGAUCAUGACCUAAGACCAAUUCUGUAUUUUUUUAAAUCAUAUUUGAAGUACUACUGUAACUCCCCGCUCAAUAAACAUUGCAGGUUAAAAAUCA
This is a messenger RNA of Oryzias latipes (Japanese medaka), 1067 nucleotides long. RefSeq names its product serine protease 1 (gene prss1). Gene Ontology annotation, molecular function: serine-type endopeptidase activity. The record is from RefSeq and is a predicted model, not a curated record. Gene Ontology annotation, biological process: proteolysis. NCBI's taxonomy places the organism in Eukaryota, Metazoa, Chordata, Actinopteri, Beloniformes, Adrianichthyidae.